Linum tenue is the source of this 1442-nucleotide messenger RNA. The record is from the annotation of a GenBank genome assembly. NCBI's taxonomy places the organism in Eukaryota, Viridiplantae, Streptophyta, Magnoliopsida, Malpighiales, Linaceae.
CUUGAUGUUGCUCUGAGUAGGCUGAAUCGAGCAGGAGACAGAAGAAGACCUGGCUUUCACAUUCUUGGAAACUCUAUGAAACGUGAACUGAAAAUGGCAGCUCAAGGAUUCCAUAGCUUCUCCCUCCUUAAGCUGAAAAUGGGGGACCUUGUCUGGAGGGAAAUUGGGGGGACAGUGACUCGUGGAUGCUGGCAUGUGCAAAUGGGAGACAUGGGCGGCAAGUACCAGUUGCCAGUUGGAUUCUGUUUUUUUUUUUUCUUCUUUCUUUAUUCCCCUUUUUUAGCGCCUUACUAUUUCAUGAGUGUCAUUUUCUGGUGCCAAAUUCAUUGCUGGCUGGCUGUAGUUAACAUGGGAGGAGAAGAAGAAGAAGAAGAGGCACUGGAGAGACACGUGCUUCAAUCCAGGCUUCAAUCCUUGGUCGUCUCAACACUGUUCAUUUCCUUCAGUGCCCCAAAAGACGCCAUCAAAUUCAAGGCUCCAUCGCUCUCCUGGGUCAUGAUGCUAAUUGGAGCCAAUAAUCGAGAGCCCCUUAUCUGCUGACGACGCAGCAACGAAAAGGUGAAAUCUGUGUUGCCCUUAUCUUAAACAGAAGAAAUAAUUGAAGUUUGAAGUAGCAACAACGAGGGGGAAGCGAUGUAUUAUGGAAAGACAGUAGGGUGACAGACAGUUGAACAUUUUUGGCGACGACGGGGAAUGAAUAUUGGCUGGGCCGGCUUCUCUUAUUGCGCCAUGGUGGGCUCUUCCGCCGGCUGGAUUUGAUGGAGACGGUAUUCCAAGAAAUCAAAGUGCAACAGGGCACCCCGGCUUGUAGUAUUAAUUGAAACGGGACUCACAGACUCUUUGAACAUCACAGUAUAGGCGAUAUAGCAUCAGAACCUCACAUUACUACAAUGAAGAUUAUGACCCAAAUUAGCAGGAAAACCAUCUGCAUCACUGGCUUCGUGGUAGGUAUAGUUGUUUCGGACUUCCCAGCCAUGCCUACGAUUGAUGAGCAUCUUGAAUCGACGAGCGAGUUAGAUGACAUUGAUAGUCACAUCUAUCGAUAUCCUGUCGCAAUCACGAUAGGUGUACUUGAUUUAGUCUAUAUAUUUUUGUAUUACACAUUAGUAUUAGAAAUCAUUCCAUGCUUAGGAGGGAGAGAACAUAGGAUUACUAUUUAUGUUCAUUGUUUAAGACAGUGUAUUUAGUUUAUAUAUUAUCCACAAUUGACAGGUGAACUAUAGCUAAGCUAGGGCUAUUGGAGGAAAUAAUUUUGACUUUGGAGAUAAAGAGAUAACACUGGCAUUACACUACACGUCAAUCCUGUAAUUGCAAAUGGACGGCCACUUUCGAGUUAGCUAUAGAGCAAAGGAUAUAUUUUCUAUCACUAUUUCCCCCAUCAAAUAUCACUUUCCCUUGUCAUUUCACUUGAUUAUUGAUGAAAAUAUUCAAAAUAUUUAAUG